Molecule: messenger RNA, 3168 nt
Organism: Penicillium maclennaniae
Lineage: Eukaryota; Fungi; Ascomycota; Eurotiomycetes; Eurotiales; Aspergillaceae
Product: peroxidase/cytochrome P450 family protein
Exons: 16
Coding region: 1-3168 (1055 amino acids)
Biological process (GO): response to oxidative stress
Molecular function (GO): iron ion binding; oxidoreductase activity, acting on paired donors, with incorporation or reduction of molecular oxygen; peroxidase activity
Source: RefSeq, a predicted model, not a curated record
AUGUCUCCUUUUAUCAACACUGAUUCAAACUCUGCCGGGCGGAAUGGCAUGAAUCGGAAGUUACUCAGUGAAGUUCAUCAGGAUCUUGUCAGCCAAGCAGGAAGGAUUAUUCCAGACUUGCAGACUAUUCGUGAACUGGGCCAGGCAUCCUUCAAUGGGGGCUUAGUUGACGAUAGGAAGUAUCUGAUCGAAAAUAUCAUCCAGGCCACGGCAUCCCUGCCCAAUACCUCCGCAGUGCGAGAUAAAAUCACCGAUACUUUUAUCACCACCCUCUGGGGCAACCUGAAGCAUCCUCCGUUGUCCUAUCUUGGGGAUAAAUUCAAGUAUCGAACAGCCGAUGGAAGCUAUAACAAUAUUAUGUAUCCCCAUCUUGGGGCGUCCGGAAGCCAUUAUGCGCGGACUGUCACCCCCCCAGCAUCCAAGGCCCGCUCCCUCCUGGCCCGCAGUGGCCCCGCCAAGGAGCAUCCAAGCAAGAUAUCAAGCAAUCUCUUCUAUCUAGCUACAGUGAUCAUUCACGACUUGUUCCACACAGACGAACAGGACAGCACCAGAUUGAAGAAUUCCUCAUAUCUUGACCUCGGCCCGCUAUACGGCCAUAACCAAGACCAGCAAAAUCAAGUGAGGACUUUUACCGAUGGCCGUCUUAAACCUGAUACCUUUCCUGAAAAAAGACUCCUCACGCAACCGCCGGGUGUCUGUGCAUUGUUAGUCGCUUUCAAUCGGUUUCACAAUUGGUUAGUGGGAGAGCUGGCUUUUAUAAACGAAGCUGGAAGGUUCAGUUUGCCCACUGGGAUGACGCACGAUGAUCUUGGGUAUGCUGAAGCGGUGGCCAAGAGGGAUAAUGAUCUAUUCCAAACAGGAAGAUUGAUAACAUGUGGCUUAUAUGUCAAUAUCAUCCUCAACGACUAUCUCCGGGCCAUCCUGAACCUCAACGAGAAUCCCACAGACUCAAACUGGAAACUUGACCCAAGAGAGAACCUGGAAAUCUUCGACAAAGAUUGUGUCCCUCGAGGAGUCGGCAACCAGGUCAGCGCUGAGUUCAACAUGAUUUACCGAUGGCACGCGGCCAUCAGUAAUCACGAUGAAGCGUGGAUGAAUAGCCUCUUCGAGAAAAUUUUCGGAUCCGAUGUUGAUGCUAGCACACUGUCGGUGAAUCAAUUCCUAAAUGGGAUUCGGCAGUAUUUUCAAGACAAGGAACCAGGAGAACCAGAAACGUGGACGUUUGGAGGUUUAAAGCGACAAGAUAAUGGAAGCUUCACUGAUGGUGAGCUUGUGAGCCUGUUGUCUCAAGGGUGUGAGAACGUUGCGGGGGCAUUUGGCGCCAGAGGCGUUCCAAAGGUAAUGAAGGCCAUUGAAAUGCUUGGAAUCGAGCAGGGGCGACAGUGGGAAUUGGCCACGUUGAAUGAGUUCAGAUUGUUCUUCAAGCUGGAACCAUAUUCGGCUUUCUCCGAGGUCAACCCAGAUCCUGCUAUUGCAGACACACUGGAGGCAUUAUACGGCCACCCAGACAAUAUAGAGCUAUAUGUUGGGAUUCAGGCGGAAGAAGCCAAGAAGCCCUUCUACCCAGGCUCCGGACUAUGUCCUGGAUUCACCAUCUCAGUGGCCGUUCUGUCUGAUGCGGUUGCUCUCGUUCGUGGAGAUCGUUUCUACACGGUCGACUAUAGUCCUGCAAACUUGACCAAUUUUGGCUUCAAUGCAGUCAGCUCUGAUUUCGACGUUGCUGGUGGCGGCGUCAUGUACAAGUUGCUGAUGAGAGCCUUCCCAGGAUGGUACCAGCCAAACAGCGUCUAUGCUCUGUAUCCAUUCGUGACCCCAGGCAAGAGCCGAGACAUCAUGGAAAAGUACAUGAAAGUGAAGGACUUGGAUUUCGAUCGACCGUCAAAUGUCCCUCCACCUGUUCCUGUCACGACAUGGGAGGGCGUGACGAAGCUUCUGGAGGAUCAGAAGCGGUUCCAUGUUCCUUGGGGGCUACAUACAUUCGAAGUGACCCAUCAUGAUUACAUGCUAAGUGGAGACUCGGCUGCAAACACAGAACAAAGGCGAUUUGUCAACGAGUGUCUCUAUGAACCCAAAUCUAUGCUUGAGGAAGUGCGGCAACUCUACGAGUCGAUCACCACCGACCUGCUCCGUGGACAUAGCCGGAAGCUCGAGAACAGUUAUCAAGUUGAUAUUGUCCGAGAUGUUGGGAACCUCGCACAUGCACACUUCUGCGCACAAUUCUUCAAUAUGCCGCUCAAAGACUCCCAUAGCCCGUCAUCUGAUGCAUAUACACCGAGAGAGCUUUCUGAAGCCCUGUCCCACCUGUUCGGUUAUGUCUUUCUGGAUCUUGAGCCAACUGAAUCCUUCCGCAAUCGGGUUGUGGCAUCAAGAGAAUCGCAGCGAAUGGGCUCCAUUAUGGCCAAGGCAGUCUCAGGCACCAAGUAUAAUCUUAUGAGUCGUUUCAUGCAUGCAUUUGGGAGUUUCAUGCAUGCGUUUGGGGGAACUGAAACCGGCGCAACCAGCUAUGGCCCUCAGCUCGUCGAGAGAUUACUGAGAGGUGGUAAGAGUGUUGACGAAGUGGUGUGGACGAUCAUUCCUACAGCUGCCGCAGCGUGUGCAACUCAAGCGCAGGGAUGGGCGCAAAUGCUCGAGCUCUAUCUAUCGGAUAAGUACGCCUCGCACUGGCCGGCUAUCCGAAGACUGGCACGCUCGGACGAACCCGAGGCAUUCGAGAAACUGAAGAAAUACGCUCUAGAGGGGUUCCGUCUGUCGACUCCUGCCUUCGGUGUCCUUCGCACGUCGGUCGACGAGGCCAGCAUUGCAGACGCCAAGUCGUCCCCCACGGUCCGAGAGGGUGACUCGAUCUUCGUAGACUUUAUAACGGCUGGUCGUGACUCAUCAAAAUUUCCAAAUCCUGAGGAAAUCAGACUCGACCGUCCGGCUGAUAGCUACAUCCACCAUGGCUGGGGUCCACACGCCUGUCUCGGAAGGGCGAUUGUGACUACCGCCGGUGCUGCGCUGUUGCGAGUUCUAGGCCGGUUGGAAAAUUUCCGUCGAGUCCCUGGCCCUGCCGGAGAAAUGAAGAGCAAGUUGGUAAACGGCGCGUUCAAGCUGUAUUUACGGGAGGAUGGAUCUGACUGGGUGCCAUUUCCUCAGAAUAUGAAAGCAUCAUUCGAUUCUUUCAACUAA